This is a messenger RNA of Debaryomyces hansenii CBS767, 1680 nucleotides long. RefSeq lists its product as uncharacterized. Gene Ontology annotation, biological process: transmembrane transport. Gene Ontology annotation, molecular function: transmembrane transporter activity. The transcript has a single exon. Bases 1 to 1680 code for a protein of 559 amino acids. The record is from RefSeq and is a predicted model, not a curated record. NCBI's taxonomy places the organism in Eukaryota, Fungi, Ascomycota, Pichiomycetes, Serinales, Debaryomycetaceae. Gene Ontology annotation, cellular component: fungal-type vacuole.
AUGACUGAAUUAGGACCACGAAGUGAAGAAAAUUCGAUCGAUGAAAAAAAUAUUCCGGGUACCGUACACUUAGUUGAUGUUGAAGGGUGUUUGGACGUUAAGAAAGACAAAAACUCAGGAAAUAUAAUUCUUCAACCGCAACCAUCAAGUAAUCCAAAUGAUCCCCUCAGAUGGAGUAAGUCUAAGAAGCGUCAACAAUUUUGGUUAUUAUGGAUCUGGUCAUUCAUCCUUGCAGUUGCAGUCAACUUCUGGGGACCAUUAUUUGGUGUGUGGGUGGUUGAAUUAAACUGUAAUUUGACAGAGCUAAAUAUUUUUGCUGCAAUUUUGUUUUUAUUUUUAGGCAUAGGCUGUGUCUUCUUGCAGCCAACGGCAAUGAAAUUAGGAAGAAGGUUUGUAUAUUUAACUUGUACAAUAAUUAUGAUAGUAGCGAAUAUAAUCGGGUCACAAGCAAAAUCAAUUCAAGUUCUAUACAUAACGAAUAUCUUAGCUGGGUUCGCUGGCGCUCCAAUCGAUUCUUUAGUUGAAAUAUCCACUACGGAUGUAUUUUUCCAACAUGAACGUGCAGAGUACCUAUCAUGGUUUAUUUUUGUUCUAUAUGCAGGUUCAGACUUGGGUCCAGUUGCAAGUGGAUUUAUUGUUGAAGCCAUGAAUUGGAGGUGGUGCUAUUACUUUCUAAUAAUUUUUUCUUCUGUAUUAUUCAUUAUUCAAAUAUUCUUUAUGGAAGACACCACCUUUGAAAGAUUAGAUAAUGAUUUAGAAACUGACAUAUUAUCCCAGAUAAAAUCCAGAGAGACCUUUCUUUCAAGAGGAGGCCUUGCUGAAAUGCCAGCAGAAGUUAGCAGUAAACAUAACUAUCUUCCUUUCAUUCAAGAUGUCAGCGCUAGCAUAAAAGAUUAUUCAGAUUCUAUCGAUCAUUACAUUCCAUUAAGAACUUAUUGGCAGAGAAUAAAACUUUUUGAGCUUGAAUAUAAUGAUUCAAGACCAUGGAUAAUAAUAUUUUAUAAACCUUUUUUUCUAAUUUCGUUCCCAGCAAUUAUAUGGAGUGGAAUAAUUUAUGGAUGUCAGAUGAUGUGGCUAUCUUUAUUAGGGACAACUCAAUCACAAAUCUAUUCAAGCUUUCCCUAUAAUUUUUCCGCUUCUAGUGUAGGUUUAACAAAUUUGGGAGCGUUUGUUGGUUCAAUUGCUGGCAUGUUCUAUGGCGGAAAGUUUGUAGAUUAUGUCACUAUUAGAUUGGCAUUAAAAAAUAAUGGUAUUUUAGAACCAGAAUUCAGAUUAUGGACUAUGGCAUUACCUACAAUAUUCAAUGCAGCUGGUCUUCUUGCAUAUGGUUUAGGAUCAUAUUAUCAGGCACACUGGACGAUAUCUGUAAUCCUAGGCCAAGGGUUAAUUGGAUUUGCCAUGAGCUCAUCAGGAGCUAUUUGUAUGACAUAUUCCAUUGAUAGCUACCCCAAGUUGGCUAGUGAAAGUUUAGUAUUGAUGUUGUUUAUUAGAAAUUGUAUCGGUUGUGGUUUUACUUUUGCGAUUCAACCAUGGUUGGAUCGAUGCGGACUAAGUCUCACUACAUGGUUGAUGUUCAUCCUUUCUUUAGUUGUAAAUGGUAGUUUUAUUAUCAUGAUAAAAUGGGGGAAGGAUUUCAGAAGAUUAACAUCGGAUAGAUAUUAUGGAUAUUCGAGACAGUAA